This is a messenger RNA of Thrips palmi, 1565 nucleotides long. RefSeq names its product UDP-sugar transporter UST74c (gene frc). Gene Ontology annotation, cellular component: Golgi apparatus. The record is from RefSeq and is a predicted model, not a curated record. NCBI's taxonomy places the organism in Eukaryota, Metazoa, Arthropoda, Insecta, Thysanoptera, Thripidae. The transcript has 9 exons. The coding region runs from base 39 to 1139 and encodes 366 amino acids. Gene Ontology annotation, molecular function: antiporter activity; GDP-fucose transmembrane transporter activity.
GCAAGCCGCCUCACUCGAGGACCGAGGACUCGGCGACGAUGGCGGCACCCUCGGCACCCCAUCAAAGGAGCCCCAGAGCUCGAGGCUUGGCCAAGGUGAGGGCGACUCGAGUCCAAGUCGACAUGGGGGUGGUCGGGAACGGAAUCGGUCUCGGGGACGACGGCGCCAGUGACAGAGACAGACAAUCGCUCAUGUUCAAGAGAGUGGGCUCGGCGGUGUUCUACGGUGCGGCGUCCUUCAUGAUCACUGUCGUGAAUAAAACAGUGCUCACCACUUACAACUUUCCAUCUUUUCAAUGCUUAGCGUUAGGUCAGAUGUUCGCUACAAUCAUAGUUCUCUACACAGCUAAGAAAUUAGGAAUGAUAUCUUUCCCUGACUUAGAAUCAAGCACAUUAAGGAAGAUAUGGCCCCUUCCUCUCAUUUACAUAGGAAAUGUCACUUUUGGACUCGGAGGAACCAAAGAAUUGAGUUUGCCCAUGUUCACUGCCUUACGAAGAUUUUCAAUCUUAAUGACUAUGGUGGCAGAAUUUUACAUUCUUGGAGUGAAGCCAAGUGUGGCAGUUCAGUUCUCAGUAUACACCAUGAUUAUUGGUGCUCUUGUAGCUGCAAGCAAUGACCUUGCUUUUACUGCAGAAGGUUAUAUAUUCGUUCUGAUGAAUGACUUUUUCACUGCUACCCAAGGUGUUUACAUGAAGAAAAAGUUAGAUUCCAAAGAACUAGGAAAGUAUGGCCUUACUUACUACAAUUCUCUCUUUAUGGUCAUACCCUCAUUUUUGUUUGCAUUCAGUCUUGGAGAGAUUGACAAAGCCCUUGAGUUUCCUGAUUGGGGAAAUUUCAUGUUCCUCUCACAAUUCAUACUUUCCUGCAUCAUGGGCUUCAUUCUUUCAUACAGUGUAAUUUUAUGCACCCACUAUAACUCAGCUCUGACAACAACUAUUAUUGGUUGUUUAAAAAAUAUUAGCGUUACAUACUUGGGAAUGGUCAUUGGUGGUGACUAUAUUUUCAGUUGGGUCAAUUUCAUUGGAAUUAAUUUUAGCGUCAUUGGAAGUUUGGUCUAUACAUGGGUCACAUUCCGGCGAAAAGAGCCACCUGUUAGCCACCAGUCAAAGCCACUUAUGUCAUCAGUGUCAAAUGUAUAGUACAUGCUUCAAUGCAUGUUGUCAUGCAUAUCUUAAACAAUUUUUCUAUACUUCAUUCAUGUGAGAAGAAAGUGCUACCCUUGCUUCCAUUAUGUUCAUUGCUCAAGCUUUCCUUUGUGUGUGCGUGAGAGACACAGAGAGAGUACAAAAGCGUUUGUGUAUGUUCUCUUCUUUGUUUUCUUUUCUUUUAUGUCAUAAUGGCACAUUCUUCCCUUGUCUUUUGUUUUCCUUUAAUCUUAAAGAUAUAUGUAUAUGUAAUUUAUUACAUAAAAAACAACCAAAGUGAUGCCAUUAUAGAUGUAAACUAAUUUCAUCACACAUAAGUAAGUUGUAAAUUUACCUGAAGACAGAAACGUACAUCAUAUUGUUGUGGCCCAUUGUGUGUUCAAGAUACAGACCUUAACAAAGAGUGAGAAAGAAACUUAA